Messenger RNA from Paramecium primaurelia, 176 nucleotides. Lineage: Eukaryota; Ciliophora; Oligohymenophorea; Peniculida; Parameciidae. The record is from the annotation of a GenBank genome assembly.
AUGAGAUUCAAUUUUAUCUCAAAGUAAAAAAUGAUUGCAUUGUUUGAAUAUACUUUAAACUUGAAAUCAAAGGUACUUAUAUUGUAUUUAUGUUUUAGUUGAUUGUUAUGAAGAGAUAUUGGAUUAUUUGCUCCUAAAUAAAACAUAUGCAAAUAUUUGAUAUGGAAUUUAAUUGA